This is a messenger RNA of Fusarium odoratissimum NRRL 54006, 1128 nucleotides long. RefSeq lists its product as uncharacterized. Lineage: Eukaryota; Fungi; Ascomycota; Sordariomycetes; Hypocreales; Nectriaceae. The record is from RefSeq and is a predicted model, not a curated record. The coding region runs from base 1 to 1128 and encodes 375 amino acids. The transcript has 2 exons.
AUGCUUACAGCAAAUCCACUGCAGAUAGCAAAGUUCAGGCUACUGGACUGCAAGACCAAGGCUAUGAUGGAGGUUACAGAUUUUGUUGAAUAUGUUGCACUCAGCUAUGUAUGGGGUUCUUCGUCUAAUCUCCCAGAAGGGCAUCUACACGUCCUGUCUAAAGCCGUGAUCAGAGACGCCAUGCAUGUCGCAAUUCAGCUCGGAUUUCGAUAUAUAUGGGUUGAUCAACUCUGUAUUGAUCAAACAAACACUGAAGACAUGAGCUGCCAGUUAGGUCAAACGAAUACUAUCUACAACCAAGCAACUGUCACCAUAAUAGCUGCCGCCGGAGAAAGUUCGUCACAUGGUUUACCUGGCGUCGGGCAGCGUCCUCGCACGAUUCCAAAUAAGUUCACCCUGGACGGAACGACAUGGAAAUUCAUGCCCAAACCAAUUAGCUAUCACGUGGGCGACUCGAAAUGGUCGACCAGGGGCUGGACAUAUCAGGAAGCAGUGUUCUCUCGCCGGUGCGUCAUCUUUGCUGAUAACCAGGUCUUCUACCAGUGUGGUUGCAUGACCUGUGCUGAGGAAUUGAUUCAAGAUUUUGCAAACUGCGAACGUGUGGUUUUCCCCAUCUUUGAGCGUAUAUCAUACGAAGACUCAGAUACAGGGAUAUAUUUACCAAGGAGUUGGAGGUUCAUGACAUACUUGGAGGCAUACUCUAAGCGUGAACUAACAUACGACUCCGACGUAUUGAGAGCAAUGGAGGGCAUUUUUCGCUUCUAUGUCCAGCUGGAACCUUCAGUGGAACAAUACUGCGGUCUGCCACUACGAUGGGUUGGUUGUCAACUCUCAAACCUGAAUGAGCAAAAUGUUUACCGUAUUGCAAGAUCAAAGCAUGAUGAUGUUGUCGGUGCUUUUCUCUGGGCGAUGCUAUGGGAGCCAGCGUGGAGUGAAGUCCAUAUUCCCAAGACUGGUUUUGCCAAGAGGAAUGGCUUUCCAACAUGGUCAUGGUCUGGCUGGAAAGUCGGAGUGAGAUGGAACUUCUUGGAGAACGUCGAGCAUCUGGAAAAGAGCUUCACAGCGCCUCCGUUUGUGGAAACAGCAACAGGAGGACUUGUAGAACUCAACAACGCGCUUGCUCGGUAG